AUGUGCCCAACAAGGAUAUACAGAAGAUGUCUCAAUGCCAAGGUUGAUAUUCAAAUGAAUCCAUUCGCGUUUUCAAAUAUACAUCUGAGUUUGGAAGGCAAUUCUGUUGUAGGGCUCGGUUCAUGUACAGCACGGUUCUCCGGUACGUCGACUGGGAUAAUGUAUUUCGACGGUGAGGGUGACUUUUAUGAGAAACAGUUUAAACUGCACUGUUCAAUUGGGGAAGACAACUCUUUGAGGAUAGAUUUCGUAGAAUUGAAUAAGAGUGAGGAGUCUGAAAAUUAUGUGGGCUGGAAAGAUACGCUUCCUCAAAGUCCCGACUACGAAAUGCCCAAGCUGGUGUAUUUGGGUACUUGUCCGGAAACUCCAGAAAGCGAAGAGCUCCCGUUCCCCGGUGUUAUAGCUUUUGAGCGAAUAGGUACCUGA
Messenger RNA from Lachancea fermentati, 426 nucleotides. Lineage: Eukaryota; Fungi; Ascomycota; Saccharomycetes; Saccharomycetales; Saccharomycetaceae. The record is from the annotation of a GenBank genome assembly.